Messenger RNA from Corticium candelabrum, 1826 nucleotides. Its product is annotated as solute carrier family 2, facilitated glucose transporter member 8-like. The record is from RefSeq and is a predicted model, not a curated record. Gene Ontology annotation, cellular component: membrane. The transcript has 4 exons. Gene Ontology annotation, molecular function: sugar transmembrane transporter activity. The coding region runs from base 113 to 1663 and encodes 516 amino acids. Gene Ontology annotation, biological process: transmembrane transport; carbohydrate transport. NCBI's taxonomy places the organism in Eukaryota, Metazoa, Porifera, Homoscleromorpha, Homosclerophorida, Plakinidae.
CGAAAAUCUGUUGCUACACUGUACAGUACUUUUGUCACGACCUUGUCAGGGUUGCAAGGUUUGUCCAACACAGUUAGAAAGCGUAUCAAUCUUGUUUGACGUAACCGGGCGCAUGAACACUAAACACUCGACGAAACACAUAUUUAAUCCCGACAGUAUUAUGGUCAACACGUCAGAUGGCGAUACCCUACCUCUUCUACAGUCUCAGAAGUCAAUAACAAGGCAGGGUGUGGUUCGGAUGUUCGUUGCCACUGUCGUGGCCGCUCUCGGACCCGUCUCGUUCGGAUACGGACUGGGAUUUGCCUCCCCAGCUACAGCUGAUCUCAGCAAUGCCAACAAAGGUCCGAGAAAUGCGCUGUCCAAGGAGAGUAUAGCCUGGUUUGGGUCUCUCAUCAAUAUUGGUGCCAUAGUUGGUAGCCUACUUGGUGGUCAGUGUGCAGAAAGAUUGGGCAGAAAAGCAAGCAUCAUUCUUUCUUGCCUGCCAUUCACAUUGGGAUGGCUACUUAUUGUCCUGCCGUCGUCAUUCAGUCAGCAAGAUCAGAAAGAUGAAUCCCACAUUCUUGCUCCUCUCUGCAUAGGUAGAACACUGUCAGGAAUAGGCCUCGGGAUGGCAUCAGUGGCAGUACCAAUUUAUAUCGCUGAAGUAUCAACAGUUUCCUACCGGGGUUUCCUUGGGACAUUAAAUCAAGUGGCAGUCACCGUUGGAGUUCUUGUUGCAUAUUUGUUGGGCGUCUGGAUCAAGCCAUACUACUGGCUUGCUGUUGUAGCUAUGUGUAUAGUGGCUUCACUUGCUGUUUCGAUGCUCUUUAUUCCUGAAACACCAAGGUGGCUGCUUGUGGAUGGUCAGCAAAAGAAAGCUAUUGCAGCCCUGACAUGGUUGAGGGGAGAUUGCGCAAACAUUGCAAAUGAAUUCAGUGAGAUUGAAGGAAGCUUACAAGAACAGGAAACAUUAUCGUGUUCUGAGUUUCGUAGACCAACUUUGUACAAGCCACUUUUCAUAUGUGUUAUGCUCAUGUUCUUCCAGCAGUUUUCUGGCAUCAAUUCUGUCAUGUUCUUUGCUAGUGUUAUCACCAACACGACACAUCCAUCACAUUCUUUAAAGAUUUAUGAACCAACAAUGAUUGGUGCCGUACAGUUUGUCAUCACCAUAAUUGCUGGAUUGGUAAUGGACAAAUUUGGUCGGCGGGUGUUACUCAUUACAUCUGGGUCUCUAAUGAGUAUCAGUGCAAUUGGAAUAGGUGUUUACUUCAAGAUCAACUCAGCUCUCAAUGAUCCAGACACGAUUCCUGCACAUUACCACAUUUCUGUACCAUGGUUAUCUCUUCUUUGUCUUAUGGUUUACAUCACCGGUUUUUCUCUUGGUUUGGGUGCUAUACCAUGGCUCAUCAUGUCAGAGAUUCUUCCAACACGUGCUCGAGGAACAGCUGGAGGAAUAGCGGCUUCUGUCACAUGGUCGUCAUCAUUCAUUGUCACUUAUCUGUUUCAUCACUUUACAGACACCAUGAGGUACUAUGGAACAUUCUGGUUUUAUGGAGGGGUGUCACUACUGGCUGUGUGUUUUGUUGUUGCUGUUGUACCUGAGACAAAAGGGAAAUCACUGGAAGAGAUAGAACGAUAUUUCGAUUCCAAACAAAGAAAUUCUUUUUCUCACAAGAGGCAGUGACGUUCAUGUCAGUGUACUGUCUUUAUUUAACCUAGUACUUUAUGUAGCAGUCAGUUUUUUGUGUGAGUUGGGGUUAAUAUUAAUGUUAAUGAGUGCAUAUUUGGUAUGGAAGUUAUGGUAUGCAUCAACUUUAUUGCAAAUCAGGGUUUUCUUAUUCUAGAAA